This is a messenger RNA of Heterobasidion irregulare TC 32-1, 4466 nucleotides long. RefSeq names its product amino acid biosynthesis (gene lys2). Lineage: Eukaryota; Fungi; Basidiomycota; Agaricomycetes; Russulales; Bondarzewiaceae. Gene Ontology annotation, biological process: L-lysine biosynthetic process. The record is from RefSeq and is a predicted model, not a curated record. Bases 47 to 4306 code for a protein of 1419 amino acids. The transcript is spliced from 6 exons. Gene Ontology annotation, molecular function: L-aminoadipate-semialdehyde dehydrogenase [NAD(P)+] activity; phosphopantetheine binding.
CAUCCCUUCGCCAACAAACAUCGCCAGUGCGCGGAAGGGCGAAAUUAUGUCGUCGGAUGCAUUGGAACGCGCCGUUGCACGGCUGCAAAAUCUUACAUCCAUUUCUCUGCCGACAGACUAUCCUCGACCUUCUGGAGGCCAACGUCUAGUAGAAGCAGUACAACUGGUCGAGCUCUCUGAGCAGACAUCUUUGGGUCUCUUGAAGCUUGCGUUGUACAACGAAAACUUUGGUGAAGAGGACGAAGAGCUAGGAUUGGUCUCGGGCACGUCCGCGUUCCAUCUUCUUCUCGCCGCAUUUGCAGUCCUACUUCAUCGGUACACCGGAGACACGGAUCUUGUCAUUGGCUCAUCUUCGGCCUCGGCGCGGGACCCUCUCGUCCUGCGGCUUUCUAUAGAUCCAAGCGAUCCGUUCUGGGCGGUUGUCAGAAAGGUGCAGCAGGUGGAAAAGGAGGCGGAGGUGGAUUCUGUGCCCUACGAGAGUAUCGUUAAAGCAUUGGGGAAGGACAAAGAUGACACCACUCGUCCUCUCUUCCGCGUUCGAUUCUUUGACGAAACAGAUGAGCACAACGAGAAUCUCGUUCGGUCGACAAGCUUGACCUCCGACCUCACCAUCUUCGUCGCUCGGUCUGCCGCUUCCAGUCGAGCCUCUCUUGCCCCUCGCAUUUCCCUUCGAAUCAUCUAUAACUCCCUCCUCUUCACCUCUGCUCGCAUAACAUACAUCGUUGACCAACUCUCUGUGUUACUCCGCAAGGUUGCUUCCAAUCCUCUCCUUCCCGUCGGCUCUGUUCCUCUCUUGACGCCUAAGCAACGCGUCACGCUACCCGACCCCACGGCAGACUUGAACUGGUGUGAUUUCAAGGGUGCUAUCACUGAUAUUUUUUCGCGCAACGCUCGUCAGUGGCCUGAUCGCCCAUGCGUGGUCCAGAGCAUCCCUUCUGCAUCCCUUGGACAGAUUCAAGAAAAGCAGAUCUUUUCCUACGGCGCAAUACGUCGCGCUUCCAACAUACUUGCUCACCACUUGAUCCAGGGCGGUGUUCGGAGGGAGGAUGUGGUCAUGGUCUACGCUCAUCGAAGCGUCGACCUUGUCGUUGCGGUGAUGGCGGUAUUGAAGGCGGGUGCUACAUUCUCCGUCAUUGAUCCUGCCUACCCGCCUUCCCGUCAAACGGUAUACCUUCGGGUCGCUCAGCCAAGGGGUUUGGUUGUCCUCAAAGGCGCGGGUACCAUCAAUCCGACCGUGAGGCAAUUCAUAUCUGCGGAGCUUCAAAUCUGUGUCGAAGUCCCUGCUCUUGAACUGUUGGCGAAUGGAGAUAUCAAAGGGGGCAGCGCAAGUGACGGGGCAGAUGUCUUGUCUGCUCAGGGCUCGUUAGCCGACACAGACCCAGACAUCGUCCUUGGACCAGACAGCAUAGGUACUCUUUCGUUCACAAGUGGAAGUACGGGCAUUCCAAAAGGUGUCAGGGGCAGACACUAUAGUCUCACCCACUUUUUCCUUUGGAUGGGGCAACGCUUCGGGAUCGGAGAGCAUUCGAAGUUCACAAUGCUCAGUGGAAUCGCUCAUGACCCCAUCCAACGAGAUAUGUUUACUCCUCUUUUCUUCGGAGCUCAGCUACACGUCCCUACCGCGGAUGACAUUGGUACACCAGGGCGGCUUGCCGAGUGGAUGGCGGACAGCGGGGUCACUGUUACGCAUCUCACGCCUGCCAUGGGUCAGCUCUUGUCCGCACAAGCUACUCGUCAAAUUCCUACUCUCCUAAACGCCUUUUUCGUCGGUGACGUUCUCACAAAGCGCGAUUGUACCCGUCUCCAGUCGUUGGCAGCCAAUGUGCGUAUCAUCAACAUGUACGGAACAACAGAGACGCAGCGUGCAGUUUCGUACUUCGCGAUUCCGAGCGUCGCGCAAGACCCAACGUUCUUGGCGACGCAGAAGGACAUCAUGCCUGCAGGGGAAGGGAUGGUCGAUGUGCAGCUUCUCAUCGUCAAUCGAAACGAUAGGAAUGUCCCUUGUGCCGUUGGCGAGGUCGGCGAAAUCUACGUCCGUUCAGGAGGGUUGGCCGAAGGAUACUCGGAUGCAGAGUCUACCGCCCAGAAGUUCGUCACGAACUGGUUUGCUGCUGAUGGCAUUUCACGACCAGACACUAUUAUUCAGCCUGUUGAUGGUGAGCCUGGUCCAGAAGCCCAAUAUUGGAAGGGUGUCCGCGACCGCAUGUAUCGGUCUGGGGACCUCGGUCGUUACAUGCCGGACGGCGUUGUUGAGUGCACAGGACGCGCAGACGACCAGGUCAAGAUUCGUGGUUUCCGCAUAGAGCUCGGCGAGAUCGACACUCACCUCAGCCAGCACCCGCUUGUAAGAGAGAAUGUCACGUUGGUCAGGAGAGAUAAGGACGAGGAAAAAAUACUAGUCAGCUAUUUUGUGCCAUUGAACAGUCCGGAUUUGGACGGAUUUGCCAGCGACAUACCUGAAGGAGAGGAUGUCGUUAGCGGAAUUCGGAAGUAUAGAAAGCUGAUCAAGGAUAUCAGAGAGCAUCUCAAAAAGAAGCUGCCGAUUUACAGCGUUCCCACAUUGUUUGUCCCUCUCAAGCGUAUGCCUCUUAAUCCUAAUGGUAAGAUCGACAAGCCAGCUCUCCCCUUCCCCGACACAGCGCAGGCCGCAUCUGUUGAGCCCAGAGCCCCAUCCGACGCGCGGAAGGGGACCACUACUGAGGAGACCAUGCAAACCUUGUGGGCCAAAAUUCUACCUAAUGCACCAUCACCGAUUCCUCUGGAUGAAAGCUUCUUUGACUUGGGAGGCCACUCUAUUCUCGCCACUCGACUUAUCUUUGAGAUUCGCAAGACUUUCGUUAUCAAUGCGCCGUUAGGCUUGAUAUUCGAUCAACCGACCAUCAGCGGCCUUGCCUCAGAGGUUGAUGCCCUCCGAAACGCUGAUCUUGGACUAGCCAACGGCACUCCAUCAUCUGCUCAGCCUUCAGUCCAUGACACGAGGAAGGUUGGCCCUAGUGUUGUCGAGUAUGGGUGCGAUUAUGAAGGCUUGCUGCCGAAGUUACGACCUUCGUAUGCUCCUUUGCCAGCGGAUUUCUCGUCUCGCCCAUUGACAAUAUUCUUGACGGGUGCGACUGGGUUUUUGGGUGCCUUCAUUCUUCGUGAUCUUCUUACGCGUGAAGGAAGAGUAAAAAAGGUGAUAUGCCAUGUUCGUGCUUCGACAGCGGAAACGGCAUUGGAGCGCUUAAAACAGGGUGCAAGUGAUCGUGGCGUAUGGGACGAAAGAUGGAUCUCAGCAGGUAGACUUGAAGUUGUCCGCGGAGAUCUCGAUCAGGAAUUGUUUGGUCUUGAGGAGACCGAGUGGGCGCGCAUCUCUCACGAGGCUGACGUUGUAUUGCAUAACGGUGCUCUUGUUCACUGGGUGUAUCCUUAUGAGCGACUGCGGUCUGUGAACGUGAUUGGUACUCUGACCGCCAUCGAACUCGCCUCCGUUGGCAAACAGAAGGCCCUUGUAUUCGUCUCUUCCACAUCUGCCAUCGACACAGAACACUACGUACGUCUAUCCGAAUCGUUAUCUCAAGGUGAAAACAGAGGAGUUCCCGAGAGCGAUGAUCUUGAGGGAGCUAGGCAUUCCCUGAAGACCGGUUACGGUCAGUCAAAGUGGGUCUCUGAAAAGCUACUUUUUGAGGCAGGAAGACGAGGGUUACGAGGCCAUAUCGUGCGUCCUGGCUACGUCGUGGGCGCUUCCGACACUGCUGUUACCAACACCGAUGAUUUCAUUUGGCGCAUGGUCAAGGGUUGCAUUCAGCUAGGCCUGGUCCCAAACAUCAACAAUACGGUCAACAUGGUUCCAGUCGAUCAUGUUGCUCGGUGCACAGCGCUUGCGGCGAUAUCUCCUCUCCCAGAUGCCCCUCUUUCCGUUCUCCACCUGCAAGCAUCUCCACUGCCCACGUUCAACGACAUCUUAUCAUCGCUCGGUCACUAUGGUUUCCCUACAGACCAAUGCGAAUAUCUUGUCUGGCGGCGGAAGCUGGAACAGCACGUCAUGGAAAUGCAAGACAACGCGCUUUUCCCCCUACUUCAUUUCGUACUGGACGACUUGCCGACAAGCACGAAGGCGCCAAACCUUGAUGACUCCAAUAUGAGGGCUGUCCUCUCUCCGCACACGCGGCAGUUGGACGUGACAGUUACCACCGAUUUGAUGGGCAGAUACCUGUCAUGGCUAGUGCAGGCUGGGUUCUUACCUGCGCCUCUUAAUUCUGCUGCCAAUCCACUGCCACACCUAGCAAAUGGGUCGGUGGCGAAAGCAGUGGGGCGCAGUGGUGUUUGAGGAGGGAAAACAAAAGGUGACAUGGUUUCAUCGUAUUGUGCGAACCGCGAUUUUGUACAGUAUCAGUCGAGUUGACGUAGAAGUGUGAGCAACUGUUGUAUUACGGCUGUGCAUGAUGCGCAUGCCCAAACAAAAUGUCACAGACAAUCUCAGCCUCGCC